This is a messenger RNA of Ziziphus jujuba (common jujube), 799 nucleotides long. RefSeq lists its product as uncharacterized. Bases 119 to 604 code for a protein of 161 amino acids. The transcript has 2 exons. The record is from RefSeq and is a predicted model, not a curated record. NCBI's taxonomy places the organism in Eukaryota, Viridiplantae, Streptophyta, Magnoliopsida, Rosales, Rhamnaceae.
CUUAAACCCUCAUUCUCUCCUCUGCCAGACCUCUCUUUCUCUUUUCUCUUUCUUCACCAUAAACAAACCCAAAAAAAAAAAAAAAAAAAAAAGAAAAAAAGAAAAAAGAAAAAGCCCCAUGACCUUCUUGAGCAUCCACACCAUAGUCUUUCUAUGGACCUUUAUGGUCUUCCAAACUCUACCCUUCUCUUUCUCCUCCUCCAUUCACGACCUUCUUCGCUCAAAGGGCUUACCAGCAGGUCUGGUUCCCAAGGAAGUCAAAUCCUAUACCCUCUCUGAAGAUGGUUAUCUGGAAGUGUUCAUUGAUGGUCCUUGCAUGACCAAAUUCGAGAACAGGGUCGUCUUUGACAGCGUUCUGAGGGCAAACCUCAGCUAUGGAAGUCUAAUAGGAGUUGUGGGUCUGACCCAAGAAGAGCUAUUUCUAUGGCUGCCUGUGAAAGAUAUCAUUGUCGAUGAUCCAAGAUCAGGUCUCAUACUCUUUGACAUUGUGGUCGCUCACAAACAGCUCUCUUUGUCGCUCUUUGAAGACCCACCUGAUUGUAAACCCCAAGGUGCUCUGAGGAAUCAUGUGAGGAAGGAGAGGGGAUUUGAGGCUCUGAGAUAGAAAAAUGACAACCUGUUUUCAACUUUGUCUUUUUCCAACGUAAUGUAAUAUUUUUCUAUUCUAAUUUUACAUAAUAUAAAUAUAUUAAGUAGGUGGCUUUCAGAUUGGAAGUUGAAUAGGAAAACGGUAAAAUAUGUGAAAAUCUUGGGAAUCAUAAUGUUCUAAUCUUCUAACUUUUCGUUCGUCCCCUUCUUA